This is a messenger RNA of Pieris macdunnoughi, 1113 nucleotides long. NCBI's taxonomy places the organism in Eukaryota, Metazoa, Arthropoda, Insecta, Lepidoptera, Pieridae. The record is from the annotation of a GenBank genome assembly.
AUGUUCAACUUUUUCAAAAGAAAAUCGAAGGCCGACAGCGCGAGCACGCCCGAGCCGGUCCGAAAACAACCGAGCUCUGAGCACACAAAGCUAAUUUCAGUCGAAGCGCGCACGCAAAACGACAAUGUCACAAACGAAAAAACGGGAACGACACGCAAAGAUGUAGUGAAUCUAUUACUACCCGAAACAGAUUACAGCCAGAAGACCACAGUUGGUGCAUUCCUGAACAUCAUGGGUCGGAAGAGACGCAAUAAACGAAAGCGUGAACCCUUUCGAACGCAGGAGAACCCGAGCCACAACCCUAUAGACCGUCCCGCAUCGCCUACACUUGCCAAAAAUACCGAAGACGCGCCGCGUACGGCUGACGAUUCGGACUGCGUGAGACAGCUCGUUCUAUCGAAGUACGCAAAGACUCCCAAACACGUGUCACAUGUGUACGUGAACGAACCUAAUUUGGAUGAUAAACGACAUGCAGAGGCACUCCUGCGCGAGAUUGCAAAGACUAUAGACUGUAACAUAGAUCUCAAUGACCAAAUGGGUAUUGAAAACAGCAAGCCUGAAGCAGUUUACGAUACGGUUGAGGAGCAGAUUGACGCAUACAAAAACGAACUCAAAGGAGAAUUGGAGAAGCUUUUACAAGAGGAUACCGGCGAUACAGAAGGUCUAGAGUCGUCUGCAUUUAUAAAGAAGUCGAAUUUGAAGCCUCCACGCUCUGAGGAGGGGUGUUCGGAUGAUGAUAGAUCUGAUAAUGGAAAGAAGCGGGUUACGUUCAGAAAGCAUAUCGUCUUCGAUGAUGGCGAGCAACAGACUGAUGAAGAGGCCGAUUCGUCGUUCGAAUCUCUUACUUCUGAAGAAACAGAGUAUUUAGAAGACCCGGAUUAUAACAAGACUGUCAUUAAAGUCGAGAGUCCCUUGAUUCGGAUUGACUGUGUUGAAGAUUUGAAACGGAUAUCCGGCGAUAACAGUGACAGUGGUUUCCUUGAGUGUGAUAAGGAGUCCGGUGAUGAGACAAGUGUGAAAAGUGUUGAGAGUGAGAGUGAGGAAGAAAUAGAGAGGCAGGAGGAGUUAGAAGAUGAUAGCGAUAUAGUCGUUAUUGACGAAACGGACGCGUGA